AUGGCAAGUACCGAGGCGCAGUCCGUUCUCGAACGUGCUCAUUCGACGCUCGACCGUGCUCGAGGUCUUCUUGGGAAGAGACCUGCCCCAGAUGCUGCGCAGUUGCGUCAGUGUGUCAAAGAAUGCGAAGAUUUGUUUUCGCCAAUUGACGAUGCCGAUAAGAAGAUCAACAAAGAGCUCAGUGUUCUUGAGCCCGAUGGUAUUCUCCGUCCCGACCAAAACCGCGCUCGAAUGCAAAACGAGCUGGCCUACUCUGAUGGCGGUUUCAAAGAGGACAUGCGGAGGCUGCAACAGAGACAAGAGAAUCCUGACGACUCCAUGUUCCGUCGUGGCGGCGGCGGCGGUGACUCGAUCCGCGAAGCGAUGGAACGCUUGAAGGGGUCACACUCAAAUGCUCACCGAUCGUUUAUGGAGAGAGAAGAGUAUCGUGGAAAUAGGAACCCUGAGGCCAUAAAUCUUUCUCAAAAGGCAACCAAUUUGAGCGACUGUCGGAGCAAGGUCAAGAGAACCAUCGAAGAAUUGAAUGAGCUGUUGUAG
Exophiala bonariae is the source of this 537-nucleotide messenger RNA. RefSeq lists its product as uncharacterized. The record is from RefSeq and is a predicted model, not a curated record. Bases 1 to 537 code for a protein of 178 amino acids. Lineage: Eukaryota; Fungi; Ascomycota; Eurotiomycetes; Chaetothyriales; Herpotrichiellaceae. The transcript has 2 exons.